AUGAACAGCAGUAUCAGAAGAAAUUUCAUCAUUAAAUUUAUUACAUUUAUUCUCUUUACUUGGAUAUAUCAGAAAUAUGACAAUGAAGUUUCAUUUAGCAAGGGCUUGAAGAAUAUCUAUAAUGGCGGCAAGGAUUCCUCGUAUAUUGCAGAAUAUAGGUUACUGUCAGAACAGGAUUUAGGGACAAGAUUAUACGACAAUGAAUUAGAGGAGUAUUCAUUAAAUGACAGAGAUGAUGGAAAAUUAAGAACUCGUAGUUAUGGUUCCACCGCAUAUGAUGAGUUUCAAGAAAGUUGCUCAAAUGAUUUGAUAAUUUAUAGAAAAAACUUUAAGCGUAAAUGUCCCAGAAGGACAGGUUUAAGAAGAUUGUAUUCUAAUUUUAAAAGGAGAAUAUUUGAAAUGGUUGAUGGAAUAGGUGAUGAGAAAAUAGGUAGUCGUAGAUAUAACAUAAAAUUAGUAAAAAGUAUACUUAGAACAUGGGGUAAACGAAAGGUUAUAGGAGUGUGUUUAAUUCCAUUGAUUGGAAUUUUACCAUUUAUAGUUAAGACCGGGUUGGCUUCUAAUUUAGGUACAAUCUCGUUCUUCACAUAUGGCAUUUUGUUCAUAAUAUUCUCGUACAUAUUUAUAUUUUCGAUCAUUUAUACCAUGAUAAAUGUUAUAAGAAUGUUACGGAUGAGAAGACGGUGCAGGAGAAUUAUAUUUUAG
This is a messenger RNA of Plasmodium coatneyi, 705 nucleotides long. Its product is annotated as Variable surface protein Vir10-like protein. The transcript is spliced from 2 exons. Lineage: Eukaryota; Apicomplexa; Aconoidasida; Haemosporida; Plasmodiidae. The coding region runs from base 1 to 705 and encodes 234 amino acids. The record is from RefSeq and is a predicted model, not a curated record.